GCCCCAGCUCAGUCCCCUGUCCCCCAGCAGGCCCCAGCUAUGUCUCCUGAACCCCCUAAGGAGGUGGAACUUUCUCCCACACAGCAGGAGGCCCCAGCUCAGUCCCCUGUCCCCCAGCAGGCCCCAGCUAUAUCUCCUGAGCCCCCUAAGGAGGCGGAAUCUUCUCCCACACAGCCAGAGGCCCCAGCUCAGCCUUCAGAGCCCCCUCAGAAGGUAGAACCAUGUCCAGCCCAGCAGGAAACCCCAGCUCAGCCUCUAGAACUCCCUGACAAAGUAGAACCUUUUCCAGUCUCUCAAGACACCCAUUCUCAGCUUCCACAGUCUCCUGAGAAGGUAGAAUCCUCUCCAGUCCUGCAAGAAGCCCCAUCUCUACCUCUAGAGCCCCUUAAGGAGGUAGAACCUUCUCCAACCCAGCAGGAGGCUCCAGCUCAGCCUCCAGAACCACCUAAGGAGGCUGUAGCACAACCUCCAGUCCAUAAUGAGGUAACAGUUCCACCUCUAGGACAAGAGCAAGCUCAGCCUUCAAACUUGCCCAGUGCCACUGUUAAACCUGCUGACCUGGAGCUUACUGUAACUCCAGAACCUACUACAGAGGCUGAGCAUUCCAUGGCCCUGCAGCAGACUCUAUCUCUUCCAGAGGACCCCAAGGUGACACUUCCACAUCCAGAGCACGUUCAGGCUCAGCAACCAAAUGUGACCGAAGUCACAGUUCAACCUUUAGACCUGGAGCUUACCGUAACUCCAGAACCCACUAUAGAGGUUGAACAUUCUACAGCCCUGAAGAAAACUGUAGCUCCUCCAAAGGACCUCGAAGUGACAUUGGCACACCUAGAGCAGGUUCAGACUCAGCAUCCAACUUUGGCUGAAGUCACAGUUCAACCUUUGGAUCUGGGGCUUACCAUAACUCCAGAAUUUACUAAGGAGACUGAACUUUCUCUACCUAUGCAGGGGACCCCAAUUCAGCCUCCAGAGCCACCUAAGGAGGUUGUUGUAGCUCAAUCUCCAGUAUAUCAGGAGGAGAUUGUUCAGACACCAGGUUCUGAACAUUUUACAACCCUAAAAAAGACUACAUCUCCUCCAAAAGACCUUGAGGUGACACUUGCACAUUCAGAGCAGGUUCAGUCUCACCGUCCAACCUUAAAUAAAGUCACAGUUGAACUUACCAUAAGUCCAGAAUCUACUACCGAGGUUGAACCUUCUCCAGCCAUGCAUGAGACCCCACAUCAGCAUCCAGAGCCACCUAAGGAACUUGUAUCUCAACCUCCCGUAUAUCAGGAGGCAGCAGUUCCAACACCACGUCAGGAUCAAGCUCAGCAUCGGUGGUCACCAAAUGUGACAGUUCAACCUUUGGACCUGGAGCUUACCAUAACUCCAGAAUCUACUACAGAGGCUAAACAGUCUGCAACCCUGCAGCAGACCACCACUCCUCCAAAGGACCUUGAGGUGACAUUUCCACAGUCAGAGCAGGUUCGGGUUCAGCAUCCAACCUUAAAUAAAGUCACGGUUAAACCUUUGGACCUGGGGCUGAUCAUAACUCCAGAACCUACUACAGAGACCGAAACUUCUCCAACCAUGCAAGAGACCCCAACCCAUCCUCCAGAGCCACCUAACGAGGUUGUAGUUCAAUAUCCAUUCUAUCAGGAGGUGACAGCUCCAACUCCAAGUAAGGAUCAAGGUCAGCAUCCAGCGUCACCCAGCACCACAUUUCAUCAUGUGGACUUGGGGCUUACCAUUACUCCAGAACCUAUUAUGGAGGCUGCACAUUCUACAACCACGAAGAAGACUACAGCUCCUCCUCCAAAGGACCUUGAGGUGACACUUGCCCGUCCAGAACAGGUUCAGAGUCAACAUCCAAACCUGACUGAAGUCACGGUUCCACCUAUGGACCUGGAAAUUACUGUAACUGCAGGAUCCAAUAUGGAGGUUGAACCUUCUCCAACCAUGCAGGAGAUCCCAACUCAGCCUCCAGAGCCACCUCCAGUCCAGCAGGAGGCCCCAGCUCAGUCCCCUGUCCCCCAGCAGGCCCCAGCUAUGCCUCCUGAACCCAGUUAUAGUUCAAUAUCCAUUCCAUCAGGAGGUGACAGCUCCAACUCCAAGUAA
Mirounga angustirostris (Northern elephant seal) is the source of this 2100-nucleotide messenger RNA. Its product is annotated as leucine-rich repeat-containing protein 37A3-like. Lineage: Eukaryota; Metazoa; Chordata; Mammalia; Carnivora; Phocidae. The transcript has a single exon. Bases 40 to 2100 code for a protein of 686 amino acids. The record is from RefSeq and is a predicted model, not a curated record.